This is a messenger RNA of Syngnathoides biaculeatus (alligator pipefish), 1665 nucleotides long. It is a transcript of the gene trmt2b, whose product is annotated as tRNA methyltransferase 2 homolog B. The coding region runs from base 212 to 1630 and encodes 472 amino acids. The record is from RefSeq and is a predicted model, not a curated record. Gene Ontology annotation, biological process: RNA processing. The transcript has 2 exons. NCBI's taxonomy places the organism in Eukaryota, Metazoa, Chordata, Actinopteri, Syngnathiformes, Syngnathidae. Gene Ontology annotation, molecular function: tRNA (uracil(54)-C5)-methyltransferase activity, S-adenosyl methionine-dependent.
AACAUCAUACGUCACAACAGUGGGACCCCUGCCGGUUUUCGUUAUUUGCUCAUUGUCACAUGGGAGACGUUUAAAAGUGGCAGAAACUCACCAGUGUUGUUUGCAACCGCCAUUUAAAGAAGAGGGGGAAGGCAGUCUUUUAAACAGGUGUAGUUUCCUAUAAUUCCGUUAAUUUUGCGACCUAGCAACUGUGCCAUCUUUAAUAGCCAAUAUGGCUUACUGUAGGUCAUUCGUUUGUGUGAGAGGGGUUCUUCUUGUGCGUCCUCGGUGGGAGAAAUGUCAGUAUUUUUCAUCUAAAGAAAGUGUAGCUGCUGUUCAGGGAACACUUCAUCCACAAAAGAGUGGCCAGAGGAAGAGACAGAAGCCCAAGUGGGCAGGUGAUCUGUCCUGGGAGAAGAGGCUGGCCUCCGUGGUCACCCCACUGUGGAGGCUCCCUUACGAUGAGCAACUUGAAUUCAAGCAAAAACAGCAGGAGAGGAUACUGGAGGGGUUUUGUGGUGGAGAGAACAUCACGUUCCCUGUCCUCCCUAUCCGGCCUUCCCCCGUCACGGACGGUUACCGCAACAAGUCAACAUUUUCUGUUAACAAAGGAGUGGACGGGAACCCGAAGACGGUUGGGUUUUACGUGGGCAGAGGCAAGCAUGGAAACAUUGUUUGUGUCAAUGGAGACCACCUGCCCAACAUGCCGGAGAAGCACAAACAGGUGGCUCGGUGCUACCAGGAAUUCAUCCGCCGCUCUUCCCUGGAGCCUUGCCUCCUCUUCCACAAGGGAGGGCACUGGCGAGAGGUCACUGUGAGGACCAACACGGCAGGCCACACCAUGGCUGUCGUCUAUUUCCACCCGCAGGAGCUCACCCGGGAGGAAUUGGCGGCCCACAAGGCAGACUUGACCGAGUUCUUCACGCAGGGCGCGGGGUCGGCUUGUGAGCUGGACUCGCUCUACUUCCAGGAGACCGCCAUGACCCGCUGCUCCCACGAAGACUCGCCCUACCAGCUCCUGUACGGUCAUACGCACAUCCAUGAGCAGAUUCUGGGCUUCAGCUUCCGCAUCUCUCCCGACGCCUUCUUCCAGGUGAACGCGGCCGCCGCUCAAGUGCUGUACAGCGCGGUACGGGACUUGUGCGUCCCCAAUUCCGAGGACAGAACAGGGACUCUCCUGGACGUGUGCUGCGGGACAGGCGCUAUGGGCAUUACGGCGUCCCCCAGAGUACAGCGACUGGUGGGCGUUGAGCUCGUAGAGCAGGCGGUGGAAGACGCGAGAUACAACGCGGCCCUCAAUAAGCUCGAUAAGUGCGAGUUCGUUGCUGGAAAGGCAGAGGACGUCCUCCCUGGCCUCGUGUCCCAAUUGGCCCCAGGGGACGGUCGUCUCACAGCUUUGGUGAACCCGUCCCGCGCCGGCCUCCAUUACAAAGUGAUCCGGGCCUUACGCAACCAGCCCGCCAUCCGCCGUGUGGUCUACGUGUCCUGCAAGCCUGACGGAGAGGCCUUGCGGAACUUCAGGGAGCUAUGUUGCGCUCCCGACACAAAGAGGAAACUCACAGGGGAUGCUUUUGCUCCUCGUCUGGCUGUGCCUGUGGACAUGUUCCCACAUACUGAACACUGUGAACUUGUGAUUGUCUUUGAGAGGUAAAAAAAUGGACGUCUCAUACUUUGGACUCAGAAUUA